Asterias rubens (European starfish) is the source of this 1847-nucleotide messenger RNA. Its product is annotated as SOSS complex subunit B1-A-like. The record is from RefSeq and is a predicted model, not a curated record. Gene Ontology annotation, cellular component: SOSS complex. Gene Ontology annotation, molecular function: DNA binding. The transcript is spliced from 6 exons. The coding region runs from base 540 to 1178 and encodes 212 amino acids. NCBI's taxonomy places the organism in Eukaryota, Metazoa, Echinodermata, Asteroidea, Forcipulatida, Asteriidae. Gene Ontology annotation, biological process: response to ionizing radiation; double-strand break repair via homologous recombination; mitotic cell cycle checkpoint signaling.
UUAAAGACAUGACCGCUGGUUGUCAUGUCCAGGCGCUCUAUUUUAGUUCCAUUUCCAGUUUCAUUUCAACAGGACACAUGAAACUGGCCAUUUAACUUAAAUAUGUGUAUACAUACAGAGUAAGAUACAUGUUACGAAUAUCGAUGGGACGUGAAAGCAGCUGACUAGCAUCAAGCUUCGAGCUUCAAAUUCUCCCUUCACCGUCCACCUAAUCCAAUGUUAUGGAGAAAACUCCAUAGGCCCAGCAGUACAGAACGGACAGUACAUAAAGAGUGUACUGUAGGGCAUAGCAGCUGACUGCAUGCUGCAUGCUGAUCACACACAAGAAGUGACAGUUAGUUGCAUACUAUGUAUGAACAGUGUAUGUUCGCAAAACUGAAGACCACUGACUGAGACCAUAAUAGAGCAAGGAACAGCCAGACAAAACUUUCGUUGGCAUUUUGAACCCAAAUUCAAAUAAGUGAAGUGGGGUUUCGGAUUGUAAACAAGUCAAGGUGACAUUUUCUGACACUGUUUUUGUAAAGAAGAAGUUGGAGAGGAUGGCAAAUGAACCUAAAACCACAAAUAUCAAAGAAGUGCGACCAGGAAUGAAAAACCUGAACAUGGCUUUUAUCGUCCUUGAAUUAGGUGCUUCUUCCAAAACAAAAGAUGGUCAUGAGGUUCGUUCUUGUAAAGUAGCAGAUAAAAGUGCCUGCAUUAAUAUGUCAGUGUGGGAUGAACUAGGCAGAAUUAUUCAACCUGGAGACAUGCUGAAAUUAACAAAAGGGUAUGCAUCUCUAUGGCGUGGCUGUUUAACAUUGUACAGUGGAAUGGGAGGAAAGUUGCACAAAAUAGGAGAGUUUUGCAUGGUGUUUUCUGAAACUCCAAACAUGAGUGAACCAAAUGCUGAAUUUAUCGCCCAACAAAAAGUCAGUCUUCAAGAAGGGCGAAGUAAUUCCCCAACUGGGCCGGGGUCAAGUGAUGGAAGACCGCCCAAUAAUGGAGGUCCGAGAAUGGGAGCCAAUGGUAACCAGAACUCCAAAGGUGCUUUUGAACAACAACCUGCUCGACCCCCUACCCCUCCCUUCUUACAACCUCACCCAAAUCGAAGUGGUAUGGGCCAAGGAGGCACCAAGAAUGGCAUGGGCCCGGGCUUUUCCACUGAUCCUAGAGGGGGGAGAGGAAGGAGAGGAAGAUAGCACCAAUAUUUAACAUUUAUGUUUCCUUUGUUUGUAUGGAUUAGUUUGUUGAUCAUGUUGUUAUUAACUAGUUCCCUUCUAAGUGGAUCCAUAUAAUUAGAUUAUGCGUUGGAUAGGGUCUUGGAUUGGGAAGGGAAGGGGCAGGGUCUCAGAUAUGGGGUAAUGGAGGGGGGGGUAUUCUUAGAAAAACACAUGCUUCAUUGAACUUGUUAGUGGAUGAAGAUGUGUCAUGUAUUUUUACCAUCUUGGUAUUUUCCCUGCCUUCAAAGGGAAAAACUAACUAAAUGUUAACUAAAUGAGAUUCAUCACAAUUAAAAUGGCAACUAAUGGAUAGAAUAUUUUGGUCUACACAGGUGUUUGCUUGGUUUGCUAACAAUUGUAUGUCUCCAAUUGACUUCUAUAGGUUUGGAUAAAAAUCUCCAAAUAUAUUUAAGACUUAUCCAAAGAGAUGCCAGAAAGCUUAAUAAAUGUUAUGUGUACUACACACAAAUUAAAGAAUUGUUAUUGGUGAAUGACGGGAAAUUACGUGUUGGAAUUGAUGAUUGGAACGUCACUUGGUUUCAUCCAAUGUCACAAAUUCUCUGGAGUUCAAUCAUUAUAUGUUUCUAAACAAAGAAUAUUAGUUAUUUGUGAAGAGAUUAUGAAUAAAUAUGAUUUCUUUGUAAUGAA